Labrus mixtus (cuckoo wrasse) is the source of this 2067-nucleotide messenger RNA. Its product is annotated as complement factor H-like. The record is from RefSeq and is a predicted model, not a curated record. Lineage: Eukaryota; Metazoa; Chordata; Actinopteri; Labriformes; Labridae. Bases 1450 to 2067 code for a protein of 205 amino acids. The transcript has 4 exons.
UUCAGUUCUUCCUUUAAGUGUUUUUACCACAGUUCAACAUCCUCAGUCAGCAGCUCUCCAACCCUGCAGAAAACAGCAGUAAACAAGCCCUGCUUUCCUUCCUUGGUUCUUGAAACUGUAAGAACUUCCUUGAGGACAGCCAAAACCCCCUAUCCAUAGCCUCCCAGCCUCUUCCCAUACCCAGGUUUUAGCUGGAGUCUUCAGGCCCAUCUGGUGCUUUUCUGCUGGGCUAUCUGAGUCUGAAAGAUUUCUUCAGAUUCAAUGGCUGCUGUCAUAGCAGGCACCAACACUUAUUGAGAGCCAAAAGAAAAGGGGCUCAAGCUCCUGUCUUGCCUUCUCUCCUUAAUACUUUUGUCCUGGCAGAUGAAGUAUGCCACCUAGCUGUACCUGACCUUACUUUUAUGACAUUGUAAUGAAACAUAUUUGAUGUCAAGAGAAAAAAACAAAGACAUUUGUGAGACUGUUCUCAUCUGGAUAAUCAUUCACUACAUGACCAAGUCUGCCCUCCAAUACCUAACACCAUACACUGUAUUUCUACUGUUCAGUCACAUGUUUUAAAGUGGAUGAAAGAGGUGCAGAGCACAGGGAGAUCCAGCAAGUUGGCUCAUAGACCGACAAGGAGACUCAAAGGCAAUCUUUUUCAUAACAUCAUAAUCAUCCAUAACAAUCCAUAACAAUUCUUGUAUUUAAAUCUAAAGUAUGGUCCCUGUGCUGUGCCAAUCAAAUCGCCUACAACUUUCUGUCACAGUUUCCUCUGUGUUACUGCAGGCUAACCUUUGCCCUGGCUGUGUUUGGUAUUUCAUUAUGCUGACCUCUGAUCACAGCAGUCCGGGAAAUCAUUUGGAAAUCUGGACUCUAAACAAAUGAAUCUCUGUUGUGGUUUGACAAACAUGGGAGAAACUCAAAAAUGCUGCAAUGUUUGCUGAAUGUUUCAACUGUCAAAUGUACUCAAUUUAAGUUGAAACUAAAGACUUUAACCACAUUUAGUUUAUUAAUCAACAUCUUUAUCAUGAUUGAAUCAGCUUUCAGAUUAUGACCUUUAAAUGUAUUUGCGAUCUCUCUAAGUUCCCAUUGUCUGUAUGCACAUAGCACAAUAUGAAUAUGAUGUAAUGGUUGUAAAAUACUCAAUCAUUAUGACUACAUUGAUGAAGUAUUCUAUAAAUGUUCAUUACUGUCUUGUAAUGAUCUUUAUAUGUCAUAACUCUGACUUAUGUUAACAUUAUGAUGAGAGACCGGUGUGUUGAACUGUUUUUACCCCCGAGUGUGUCUGCAAUGUUGUUUGUUUCAUUGGAUCAGUGUGUGUGCUUGGAGUAACGAGGGGUGUCAGAGUCACAGAUACUGACUGUUUACUCCACAUUUCUUCACUUUUUGGGGAAGUGCCCUCAACAAUCAUUAACCUGUUCUGAUUUGAAAUGGGCUCUUCACUCUAACAUUUUUAUUCCUGACAAAAUGUGGGUGAGAUAUCUCGGGUUUGUUAUUCUUUUCGGCCUUCCAGGAGCACUGCAUGCUCAGCCUUGUGGCGCUCCAGGCCUUGAUGGUGGUUAUUUUUUCCCGAAACAAGAAACGUAUUCUCAUGAAAUUGAGAUAACUUACGCCUGUGAUAGUGGACGUAAACCUGCAGUGAAGGGAUGGUGGGCAACAAGCACAUGUCAAAACGGGGUCUGGUCUCCUGAACCGCAAUGUAUAGACGAAGAGGACUGCCUUCCACCUGAGAUACCCAACGCAAAAUUCAAUAAGAAACAAAGUGGUUGGUAUAACCCAGGAAACACAAUAAGGGUAACAUGUGACAACGAAUAUGAGCUGAAGAACAGGGAUGCCACAGCCGUUUGUUUAAAUGGAACCUGGACCUCUGUUCCUGUCUGUGAGAUAAGUAUCAAUACAUGUGGCGAACCCCCUCAAAUCCCCCAUGCAGUCAUCAUUGGUCAGAAAUAUCAGGAGAUUUUUGCUGCAGAUUCCGAAGUUAGAUAUGAAUGUGAAGAUGGAUACUCUGUGGAGGGAGCAGAAAGCAAAAAAAACAUCUUCUGCUUAUCCGGAAGCUGGAGUGAAGGUCCAAAGUGCAGUAAGUGA